UCCUCACCGCGCUCAGUCUCCAGGACGGGCGGGCUGAGUUCAUGCAGGGGGUGCGAGGCAGCGCUGGGCCAGGGCCAGGGGCCGGGCCGGGCCGCCGGCGGCUCCCAAUAAAGUUGUUGUUGAGACGGAGCCGGGCUGGCGCGUGGCCAGAGGCCGGGAGAGGAUCGGGCAGGGCGGCAUGAUCGGCACCGUGCUCUGCUACCUGCUGCUGCCCGCGGCGCGGCUCCUCCGCGCCCUCCGAGAUGCUUUCUUUACGUGUCGAAAGAACGUGCUUCUGGCGAAGAGCCCGACUGCCCAGGUAGGGGGCAUCUCUUCUGUGCCCAGCAGGAGGUCAGUCCCAGAAGAGGAGGAAGCCCUGCUGCAGCAGCAGCUGGAGGAGGAAGCUGGUGGGCUACACAGCUCUGAGAGUGCUCUAGCAGUGGGGAAGGUGUCAGCCACACUGACUAGUGACUGGCUGGAAGGCUCGGAAUUAUUGAUGACCAGCCUCAGCAAUCUGAAUGUGGCAUCAGAGGUCACAUGGUGCAGUGAUCAGCAACAUGAUGAGCUACAUACCUUAAUGUCUCUAGGACCAAAGGAACAUGUUGCAGUCACACUGGCAAAAUUACCAGAAGAGGAAAGUGUGGCUAUGGUGGGCAUUGCAGCAUGGUCAGCUGUAAGGACGCAGACCGAUCACCAGAUUAGUGGCUGCACCCCUUCAGCCCUGGAAAGGGAGGAUGAAGAUACUGCUGUGCUGGGCUGGAGCUUAGUGCAUGACACAGAGAUAGUGCCAGAGGAGGUCACAGCCUGGCCUGUUUAUGAUACAGGACAAUUCCAGCCUUUUCCAGCAGAGAGUUCUUACCAUGAGAUUUUAUGGAGGGACUGGGAGGAUCUCUGUAUCCAACUUGCUGUUCCAGAGCUGGGCUCAGAGAAUGGGCCUCUGUUUGAAUUCCGAGUCAUGUCUUACAACAUUCUGGCCCAGGACCUGGUGGAGCAGAGCCCUGAUCUCUACCUGCAUUGCCAACCAGAUAUCCUGGACUGGAGCUAUCGUCUCCCAAACCUCUUGCAGGAGAUCCAGCACUGGGACCCUGAUGUUCUGUGUCUCCAGGAAGUGCAGGAGAAUCACUACUGGGAACAGCUGGAGCCAACAUUCAGGAUGAUGGGCUUUGUGUGCUUAUACAAACGGAGAACAGGAAAAAAGACAGAUGGCUGCGCAGUUUGCUACAAGCACAGCAGGUUCCAGCUGAUCAGUGCCAGCCCUGUAGAAUACUUCCGGCCUGGCCUGGACAUCCUAAACAGAGACAAUGUGGGUCUGGUGCUGCUGCUGCAACCUCUACUCCCAGAGGGUGUAGGACAGAAAGCAACAAGCCCCCUGUGUGUGGCUAACACUCAUGUGCUGUAUAAUCCCCGCCGAGGAGAUAUCAAACUUGUACAGAUGGCCUUGCUCCUAGCAGAGGUUGACAAGGUUGCGAAAACCGUUGAUGGCAGCUACUAUCCUGUCAUCUUGUGUGGAGACCUGAACGCUGUGCCUGAUUCUCCAUUGUACAAGUUCAUCCGGAAUGGUCAGCUCUCCUACCAUGGGAUGCCAGCCUGGAAGGUUUCUGGACAGGAAGACUUCUCCCAUCAGCUGCACCAGUGGAAGCUGCAGACCCCACUCUGGCACAGCAGUCUGGGUAUAACGGACAACUGUCAAUAUGUCUCUCUUUGCCAGACAAAGAAAUCAGACAGACAAAAGUACAGCCGGGACUUCCUGCUUCAGUUCCGUUUCUGUGAUGCUGCCUGUGAACGACCUGCACAUCUGAUUCUGUGGAAGGGUGUGACAGAUGUUAAACCAGACCGCCCUGCACAUUGGCCCAAGCAUCUCACCAUAGUGAAUGAUCCUGAUCCAGAGCGCUUCUUCCCAAGGUCUCCAGGUGUUAUCCGGCAUGGCCUUAAUCUGACCUCUGCCUAUAGCCACUUCUUGCCCCAGAGAGGUCGCCCUGAGGUCACAACCAUGCCCAUGGGCCUUGGAACUACAGUUGAUUAUAUCUUCUACUCGGCAGAGCCCAUUGAGAAUGGGAACGAAAGGGGUCGCAGGCUAUAUCGAGAUGGAGCCCUGAAGCUGCUUGGCCGCCUCUCCCUGCUCUCCGAAGAUGUCCUGUGGUUGGCAAAUGGCUUACCCAAUCCAUUUUGCUCAUCUGAUCACCUCUGCCUACUGGCUAGCUUUGGCUUGGAGAUCUCCAGUGCCUGAGAGAUGGGGAUCAUGUGGGUUGAGCUGGACUGAAUGCAGAAUACAGAAAUUGUGCAUUCAGAGCCUCAGUUGGCUCACAGGAAACUUCCUUUCCAUUUCCCCUGCACCCCCCAUGUAACAGGAGCAUGAGGGGCCCAGAGAGGUUGAGACCUUCCCUGCAUUGCUACUCCAUGGGACUCCAUUACUGGCUGAUGCCCAGUUGUUCUCUGGCUGCACUAUCUCUUACAGGGACCUGGGAAAUUAACUUCCUUACCUAUUUGGUUCUGCUACAUCUGGCAGACAUUAUAGCUGUGAUGUUCUUACACUGCAGGAAUCAACAUGACUUCCGCUUAUUUA
This is a messenger RNA of Mauremys reevesii (Reeves's turtle), 2542 nucleotides long. It is a transcript of the gene ANGEL1, whose product is annotated as angel homolog 1. The coding region runs from base 179 to 2206 and encodes 675 amino acids. The transcript is spliced from 10 exons. Gene Ontology annotation, molecular function: 3'-5'-RNA exonuclease activity. Lineage: Eukaryota; Metazoa; Chordata; Testudines; Geoemydidae. The record is from RefSeq and is a predicted model, not a curated record.